Molecule: messenger RNA, 829 nt
Organism: Corticium candelabrum
Lineage: Eukaryota; Metazoa; Porifera; Homoscleromorpha; Homosclerophorida; Plakinidae
Exons: 4
Coding region: 108-656 (182 amino acids)
Source: RefSeq, a predicted model, not a curated record
AGAGAAUCUGAGACCUCGUCGUCGAUAUCAAUCUAGCUAUCCAAGCAUUGACGUGCACACAUCUAGACUGCAAGUCGAGUCGGUUGAUUAGUCAACAGUCGAAAUCGAUGGAGCCUCGCAAGUCUGCUUCAAUUCGGAUUGGCCUUCGCCUUUUUGGUCUCAUGGCUGGUGCAGUUGUUAUCGGUUGCAUUGCUGGCAAGCUACUAUCUGAUGACUUUACAGCCAAGAAAGUUUGCCUAUUCCACUUGGAGGACAUUGUGACAACUCUGGAAUUCAAGAAGACCGGUUGUGAACUUGGCAUAGCUAGUGGCGCAGCGGCCGUGUUGCUAGCCGUCGUUUUCUGUGUGCUUGACUACAUGGUGGAUAAUCAAGCAGGAACCGAAGAGUCAACUCGCAAUCGUCGAUCUGUUAUCAUAGUAGGCAGCGUGCUGGCCAUCAUUAUGGCACUCGUCUGGGCUUCUUGCUUUGGUUACUUGACUAAACUCUGGAUUGAUUCCAAAGGCUAUGAUUGGAAGGAUGAGUACAAGAUUCCAGGGGAAGUAACCCUAGCUUUCAGUUGUCUGUCUACUAUCACAUGGAUUAUUGUUGCCGUUCUUGGCUUUACGGGUCUAGGAUUGAACGAGGUCCCCAGGCACCAUCGACUCAUUACAAGCUGAACGUGCAAGAAACAGAAACUGCUGCAUGCUUUUCGCAACUCGCUCGUUUAUUAGUGCGCUUGCUCCUUGUUUUGCGUUAGUCAUGCUGGUGGAGAACACUUUUAGCCUCAAUGUUAUGCUAGUGAAUUGCUGUAAGUCGGCCGGACUAUAUUGUCAAAGUUGCAAAUAUCUCA